AUGUACUCAAUUCAGGCAUCUUUAUGGGGAUACGGGCCUGGGUCUGUCCAACACAUAGCUGGUCCCAACAGUGCAGUGGGCCAACAGACAGGACUGAAUGUGGUUCAGGCCACAGUAUGCUCCCACUGGGGUGCACCGACUGAUAAGAGUCUAAUCCAGGAUGGGGAUGUGAUUAUCGGUGGACUUUUUAACCUGUAUCACAUACCUUCAACUGUAGAUGAGGACUACACAAAGAAACCACAUUAUGAACCUUGUACUGGCUUAGAACUGGAGCCGUUAAAAUACUCUUAUGCCAUGGUGUUUGCUGUGGAGGAAAUCAAUCGAAACAACACCCUACUACCAGGAGUGAAGCUGGGUUACCGUAUACUUGAUAGCUGUAUCCUGUACCCGUGGGCUCUGCAAGGUGCAAUGUCAUUGGUUGGGGGAGACACACACAGCUGUAACUUGACAGCCUUUGCAGGUCCUAUUGAAUCUAAUGAACAACCUGUAGUGAGAGCAGGUGGUCUGCCUGUACCGAUGAUCAUUGGUGCUGCAUCCUCUACAACAGGCAUAAUGAUGUCCAGCACCCUGGGGCCUCUCUAUAUCAGCUACCUGUCAAGCUGCCCCUGCCUUAGUGACAGGCUUAAAUAUCCUAAUUUCUUCAGAACAAUUCCCAGUGAUGUUUACCAAGCUUGGGCCAUGGCACAAUUGGCCAUUCGCUUCCACUGGACAUGGAUAGGAGCAGUGGUGUCAAACAAUGAUUAUGGUCAGCUUGCAAUACAGGUAUUCCAGAAAGAGAUUUUUGGGAAAGGAGUGUGUUUGGAAUUCAUUGAGACCCUCAAGACAGAAACUAUUGUGACUGAUGCAAAACGUGCAGCACUCACAAUUCAAGCUUCGACUGCGAGGGUGAUUCUGAUCUUCUGCUGGUAUACUGAAGUAAAGAAACUGCUUCUGGAACUGGCCAAGAGAAAUGUGACUGACAGACAGUUCCUGGCAAGUGAGGCUUGGAGUACCAGUGAUGAUCUUCUCCAAGAUCAAACCAUCUCUAAAGUAACAAAUGGUGUUCUUGGUGUGGCCAUUCGUAGUUCAACUAUACCUGGAUUUGAAAAUUAUCUCAGAAGUUUGCAUCCAAUUCGUCGUCCUAAUGAUGUUUUCUUAAGAGAAUUCUGGCAAAAGGAAUUUGGAUGCAGUCCUCUUUCUUCCUAUUUCUCUUCAUCCCUCAUUCCAAGGUCUGACUACCUCACAAAUGUUUCUGCUUCCUCAACUGAUAACGUUCCUCCUCAGAAAAUUUCACCACCACUCUGCAGUGGAACAGAGUCCCUGGAGAACGUGGAAAAUCACUUUACUGAUACCUCUCAGCUAAGGGUGGCAUAUAAUGUCUACCUUGCCGUUUAUGCUGCUGCCCAUGCCCUUCAUAGCCUUCUCUCCUGUAAUACCCAUACAUGCACCUUUCAGAAAAACAUCAAACACAUAGAGCUGUUACAGCAAUUGAACAAAGUGAACAUCACCACACCACAUGGGGAAAGGUUUUACUUCCAAGGUGCUGACAUUCCAGCAAUGUAUGACCUCGUCAAUUGGCAGAAACAACCAGAGGGGCAACUCAAACUUGUCUUGGUUGGUCGUGUGGAUGGGUAACUCCAUCUUAAUGAGUCAGCUGUGCAGUGGAGCUCAGGAUCCAGUCAGGUUCCUUUUUCAGUGUGCAGUGAGAGCUGCCCUCCAGGUACCCGAAAGGCCAACAGGAAAGGAGAGCCUCUCUGCUGCUUUGACUGUAUCCCAUGCACUGAGGGGGAAAUAAGCAAUGAAACUGGUUCUCUAAAUUGUCAGCGAUGUCCAUCUGAGUUCUGGUCCAAUGUUAUGCAAACUGCCUGCGUCCCUCGUCAGUUGGACUUCCUUUCCUUUAACGAAACAUUGGGCAUCACUCUGACAACAGUGGCUGCAUCCGGUGUUGUGGUGACAACAGCUGUGUUUGUUCUAUUUUUUUGCAACCGCCAAACACCCAUGGUACGAGCCAACAAUUCAGAACUCAGCUUCCUGCUUCUUCUGUCCCUGAAGCUCUGCUUCCUGUGCUCACUGGUGUUCAUUGGUCGUCCAUCAGUCUGGUCCUGUCGGUUUCAGCAGGCAGCCUUUGGGAUCAGCUUUGUACUUUGUGUUUCCUGCCUUCUGGUUAAAACCCUCGUAGUGCUUGCUGUUUUCCGCUCAGCUCGGCCUGGUGCUGAAACCUUGAUGAAGUGGUUUGGUCCUGUUCAACAGAGAGGGAGUGUCUUUCUCUUCACCUGUAUACAGGUUAUUAUCUGUGCCACAUGGUUGUCCAUCAGUCCUCCAGUGCCUCGACGUGAUCUGGGUUUCCAAGGAUCAAAGGUCACACUAGAGUGUGCCAUGGGUUCCCUGGUGGGCUUCUCUCUGGUUCUUGGCUACAUUGGCCUGCUGGCCUGCACCUGCCUCCUCUUGGCUUUUCUUGCUCGGAAUCUUCCUGACAACUUCAAUGAGGCCAAACUGAUCACCUUCAGCAUGCUGAUAUUCUGUGCAGUAUGGGUAGCUUUUGUUCCUGCUUAUGUUAGCUCUCCUGGAAAAUAUGUUGUGGCUGUAGAAAUCUUUUCCAUCUUGGCCUCCAGCUAUGGUUUACUGCUUUGCAUAUUUGCCCCCAAAUGUUUCAUUAUUCUUUUGAGGCCAGAGAAAAACACAAAGAAACAGCUAAUGGCCAGAUAGUUGAUCUGGCUUAAAUGUAAACAUAGACCCUUAAUUGGAAGUUAGAUGUUUCUC
Messenger RNA from Labrus bergylta (ballan wrasse), 2739 nucleotides. Lineage: Eukaryota; Metazoa; Chordata; Actinopteri; Labriformes; Labridae. The record is from RefSeq and is a predicted model, not a curated record.